Molecule: messenger RNA, 993 nt
Organism: Darwinula stevensoni
Lineage: Eukaryota; Metazoa; Arthropoda; Ostracoda; Podocopida; Darwinulidae
Source: the annotation of a GenBank genome assembly
CGCUCGGAGAUGUGGCGACUGGAAAUUUCCCUCUUCUUCGCGACCGGCGUCGUGUCGCUUCUUGCGGAUUCCGGUGCCAUUGCCAAUUCGCCUCGGCCGGAGGACGAUUUUCAUUUUCCGCCUCCGGAACACAUGCUGGAAUUGUACGAAAAAUUCUCCAAGACCGGAUCGGGAUCGUCGGGCGAUACAGUUCGAAGCAUCCUUCCCCUGACCAGAAAGGGGGCUGAAGUGUUCCAGAUCGCCGCUGGUGCCAGGCACCACCGAGCUAGGGGCUCCGUUGUAAAUCCUUGCUAUUUCUACUCGGUUGGAGCCGAGGGGCCCAAGUGCCGGUCGGAGCCAGAUUCUGUCCCUUGUCGGAUGGAGCCGAUAGGAACUCUUGGAAAUAGCAAGGACGAAAUCGGAGUAGAUCCCCGAGGAGCACGUUCUCCCGAUCGUCACGAUGAGGUCGAUGAGGGGAAGAAACUGCAGAGGAAAGAGAGAAGUCCUCGACUUCGCGAGAAGCUCCCAAAAAAGAAUCCGGACGAGAAGAGAUCCGAGACGAUGCCUCCUCCCUCGAAGGGAUCUCGUCGGUUCGGACUUCGCCAUCGAAGAGCAGAGGGGAUUCGAAUCGUCCAUCUACGGCACGAUUGCGGUCUCGUCCGAUCGGGCGGGAAGGAAACGCUCGCGUUCGCACGAGAGGACCACGAGGUCGUCCGUCCCAUCUGCCGCACCUUGCGUCGCCCCGUACCGGAACCGUAUCUAGGCGGUGUGACCUUUAUUUCACACGUAUGGCAUCCGAUCCGGGCACACGCGGCAGGAAGAAUGCUCGAACGCUCGAUCGUCGUCAAAACGACGUGGCACGAGUGCAACGUCUUCCGAUUACCGGUCGGUUACGAAAAGGUUGUCAUUCCGGUGGGAUCGCGUCAUGAUUUCCCUGCAUCCGGAACUGGUCUCCUCCGUGGCACUGCACUUCCACCUUUCUUCGUUCUUCCUUCCUUCUCCCCUUGCAUAUGA